AUGAGCAGCGGCCUCGGUAUCCCCGUCAAGCUCUUACACGAGUCCCUCGGACACAUCAUCACCGUCGAGCUCAAGACAGGGCAGCUCUACCGCGGGAAAUUGGCAGAGGCUGAGGACAACCUCAACAUCUCGUUAAAAGACAUUACUGUCACUGGUCGCGAUGGACGCGUGUCUCAGCUUGACCAGGUGUACAUUCGCGGGAGCAUGGUCCGCUUCUUCAUCGUCCCGGAUAUGUUGCAGAAUGCACCCAUGUUCAAGCGUGUAGGACCCAAUGCUAUGCGUGGAAGGGGUAUCGGUACGGCUCGUGGUCGUGCGACGAUCAUGCGGGCCAACGCUCGUCGUGGACGUGGUAUGCCCGCUCCGAGAGGCAUUCGCCGGUGA
Messenger RNA from Peniophora sp. CBMAI 1063, 381 nucleotides. NCBI's taxonomy places the organism in Eukaryota, Fungi, Basidiomycota, Agaricomycetes, Russulales, Peniophoraceae. The record is from the annotation of a GenBank genome assembly.